AGUCUUGUGUUGGUCACAAGCUAGUCACGUAGUACAACAAACGAAAGCGGCAGUCGCCAUUUCACUCUGAGACUCCAUGGUGGAGACGCAAAUUGCAGCCUAAAAAGUGAAGUGGAAGCUCCACAAUGGUGAAAAUAUUCAUUGGGAACCUGUCACCAGACACCACAUCAGACGAACUCCGCUCUCUCUUCUCCCAGUAUGGCAAGAUUGCAGAAUGCACCAUCGUCAAGAACUUCGGCUUCGUGCACAUGGACGACAAGUCGGAGGCGGAAGAAGCCAUCCGCAACCUGCACCAUUACGAGCUGAACGGCCAGCCCAUGAACGUAGAGUUGAGCCGCGGCAAGUCGAGAGGGUCCACCAAACUACACGUCGGCAACAUUGCCUGCACCAACCAAGAGCUGAGGGCCAAGUUUGAAGAGUUUGGCUCCGUGGUGGAGUGUGACAUAGUAAAAAACUAUGCCUUCGUUCACAUGGAGCGAAUGGAGGAUGCCAUGGAGGCCAUUAAUCAGUUAGACAACACAGCAUUUAAAGGCAAACUGAUGAGCGUGAAGCUUUCGACUAGCCGCCUGCGUACUGCGCCGGGAAUGGGAGACAGAUCGGGUUGUUAUCGUUGCGGGCAGGAAGGCCACUGGUCCAAAGAGUGCCCUCUUGACCAAAAUGGCUACCACAGAAACGGCUCAGAGCCAAAGUCUGAUGGAUACGAUGCCUUGAGAUUUGGCGGGCGUGGCCGCAGCAGGGGUUAUCAUCCGGGCUUCAGCGGCGAACCGGAUUAUGGGGGCGACUAUGCUCCUGUACAUGGUUUUUCCCGGGGUUCUGGCCACAGCAGCAGUGUGGUGGGGUACAGAAGGGGUGCGGGCUACGAGAGUGCAAUGAGAUACGGGCCGCACCCCGGUUACGGCUUAAGCGCCGUGGCUGAACAUAGCAUGGCUCGGAUGUACGGCAGCGAGGCGGCAUACAGGAGCAACGGCUCACUCUAUGGCGCGGUACCAGCCUACCCGAUGCGACGGUCGCCUUACGAGGACAGAGAUCCGUACGGGGUCGUGGACUACUACGAGAAGUACAGGGCCAAUUCGUACGGAGGCAGUUAUUUUGAGGAACGCCGCGCCGUCCCCUUGCCUGCUCCAUCAACAUCUUCUUCCACAGCUAUAAUGAGGGAACGUCUACCCCCCUCUAGCCUCGACCCAUACGAGUGCCCUCCCCUCCCUCCUCCACCAGCCCCAGUCUCCUCAUACUACGCACGUGACCGGAGUCCGAUUCGGAGAGUCCCUGCCGAGGCAGAUGGAUACACAUAUGAGCGUUCGCGCCUUUCUCCGGUGUCCACCCUCCCAAGAAGCUCUACUUACGACCAUACGCGGGAUCCCGGCGCUGAGCGGGCACGAUAUGCAUACUGACCCUUGUCCCAUACUGCUAGGUGAGAGCUGAAUGACAUUAAGCGUGUAGAAUAGCCUAAGUCCCAUUCGAAUCACUGAAAUUUAAACUUCAAACUGUACAUAAUAUUGGUGAUAUUAGGUAGGUAAAAGUCCACCCUCUGUCUAUGUGAGGCGUGAGGAUAGGAAGAAUAAAGCCCCAUGUCAGCUUGUCCAUCUUAAUACCCAAUGAGUAGGUUUCAAUAUGCAUUCACAUUAUGUUUUGAUCUCAUUCCAGUUUAUACUUCAAAGUGCAGCAGUUAAUGCUGAGUUGACCAUCUUUCAUUGUCCUGUUUUUGUGUUAUGGUAUUGGUGCAUCUCUGAGAUGGCUCAUCCCAACUGUGGAAGUGCAGGUACCAGGUUUAUCAGCAACCCGGUCGACAGCCCCUUCAUGAAACUGUAAGAAGAGAAUUUUAGCCCCUCCUAAAGUAGCUAUAUUGUUUAUGCUAUUUAUAUUCAGUCACUAGGAAAAAAGUUCAAUUAGUGCAUGGUGCAUGUUUUAAAGGUGAGUCUUAUGGUGACAUUCAUGAAAAUUAAUAAAUUCUUUUCAGCAGCAUUUCAUGUAUUACAAUGUGCAUUUUAGUGUGUUUGUGUACAUUCACAAUGUUAAGGUGUAUGAUGACAAUGUUACUUUAACCAAUUAGAAUACUGUAAUGGUUAUAUUAUUUUACCUGUGGACUGUUCCAAACAUUGACCCACAGUAGGUAAAAACAUGGUUAUACUUUUUUUUAAUUUAAUUUGGGUUAUCAGACCUUUUGUGAAAUUAGUUGAGUAUUAGUUAAGUUUUUACCAAGCUGCAUUAUGAUCCUUUUUUUUUUCUUUUCACUAGAGACCAUACUUACAUGACUUAGAUUUUAGUUGCAGUAACAAACAUGAGGCUUAACAUCUUGAACUUAUUUUAUAGUUUAAUUAUGAAUAUGACCUCAAUUCCCUAUGCUGUCUGUCUGUCUUGAUCUGUAUCUUAGGUUCAAAUUAAAGUUUGUCUUAAGUCACAA
Molecule: messenger RNA, 2401 nt
Organism: Scomber japonicus (chub mackerel)
Lineage: Eukaryota; Metazoa; Chordata; Actinopteri; Scombriformes; Scombridae
Gene: rbm4.1
Product: RNA binding motif protein 4.1
Exons: 3
Coding region: 126-1391 (421 amino acids)
Biological process (GO): mRNA splicing, via spliceosome
Cellular component (GO): nuclear speck
Molecular function (GO): mRNA binding; zinc ion binding
Source: RefSeq, a predicted model, not a curated record